AUGGUGUGGCUUCAACUUCAAUCUUCUUUCAUUUUCUCUCGUCCCAACUCCUUAUCAACACACAUUCAGCUUCUCCCAUCAAAGGACGCUCUACCUCAAGAGGUUGCGCGAGACUUACUCAACUUAUCCUUCCAUCUUGCCGACAACGAGUCCGUCGUCAAUAUGGGUUCCGUCGUAAUUCCUCACCUCGUUACUGGCUGGCACGUCGAUCAGGCUAUUCUCUCCGAAGACGAGCGCCUGGUGGUGAUUCGUUUUGGUCGUGACUGGGACCCAGACUGCAUGCGUCAAGAUGAAGUUCUCUACAAAAUCGCCGAUCGAGUCAAGAACUUUGCUGUCAUCUACGUCUGCGAUCUCGACCAAGUUCCCGACUUCAAGCAAAUGUACGAACUCUACGAUCCAGUUACUCUCAUGUUCUUCUUCCGCAACAAGCACAUGAUGUGCGAUUUCGGUACCGGUAACAACAACAAGCUGAACUGGGUUCUAGAGGACAAGCAAGAGUUGAUCGACAUCAUCGAAACAAUCUACAAAGGUGCAAAGAAAGGACGGGGUUUGGUUGUUUCACCUAAAGACUAUUCGACAAGAUACAGAUACUAA
This is a messenger RNA of Rhinocladiella mackenziei CBS 650.93, 594 nucleotides long. Its product is annotated as mitosis protein dim1. Bases 1 to 594 code for a protein of 197 amino acids. The transcript has a single exon. Lineage: Eukaryota; Fungi; Ascomycota; Eurotiomycetes; Chaetothyriales; Herpotrichiellaceae. The record is from RefSeq and is a predicted model, not a curated record. Gene Ontology annotation, cellular component: U4/U6 x U5 tri-snRNP complex; spliceosomal complex; U5 snRNP. Gene Ontology annotation, biological process: mRNA splicing, via spliceosome.